Molecule: messenger RNA, 402 nt
Organism: Lachancea mirantina
Lineage: Eukaryota; Fungi; Ascomycota; Saccharomycetes; Saccharomycetales; Saccharomycetaceae
Source: the annotation of a GenBank genome assembly
AUGUUUGAAAGAGCGAACAGAAACGUAUGGAGACGCACCGUGCCAUUGUGCCAUCAAACCUGUAAAUUAGAUGAUGACGGGAUCAAUUUCUACGAAUCGCUUUUCCUAUUUGAAUUUCGGGGAAGCUCAUGCGGAUUUUAUCGGUCAGGACUCACUGCCCAUCAUCAACCUAGCAAUAUCCCAAUGAGGUUGUCUUUGCGGGCAUUGCAAACAGGAGCUAAAAAUGCAGGUAAUACAGCGCCCGUCUCGCCUCAUGCGCUUUUGUACAGGCGGUGGGGCAAAUUGACAAUGAAAUCCGUAGCUCUGUGUGUGGGCACGUACUAUAGCUUAUAUUGGUUAUGGGAGCUGUUAGAGAGGGGUGAAAGGAAGAGAGAGAAAACAUUCACAGGGCAUAGGUCAUGA